AUCUCAGUUCCCGCACAAAAAGCGCACUGUUUUCGGGUGCCCCCAAACGAUGGACGAAGUGCCGGCCAGUCCGGUCGCAGUAAAGCGCAAGAAAUUCCGCCGGAAACAAGGUCCACUGUUUAAACGUGCCAAGAAAGCGUCGGCCGGCGAAAGUUUCGCCGACGAUGGAUCGUCCUACGAGCAGCAUUCGGAAUGUGCGAGCGACCUUCAUGUUACCGAGGCGGAGUUACCAGAAGCGGCACGAAAGCUGUCGACCUUUUACUACGACGAGGAUGUUGAGCAGUUUGAAACGGUGCAAGCAAAUCCUCUGGCUUCGGCAAUACUGCUGGAAAAGGCCAAUGCCAUCCCGGGACCGAGUAAAGUGCUGUCACGGCAGUUUGCUGCCUGCUGUACUGAACAGUUCCUAACGGUGGCCGAGCUGGCCAAACGGGCUGGAGAUGAUGAAGAAAGUGAUUUUGCGCCACCGCAGGAGUACAAGGCACAAUCAACCAUAAAGCCUCACAACUAUAGCUUCACACAGAUGGAAAUUGAUACACAAAUGAUCGACCUAUUUGAGGCGGCGGAUCUGUUGACCGGACCGGGCAUAGAAAAGCAGCCACCGAAAUUGCCGCUGCCUCUAUCUGAGAUUCUUAGAGCAGACACUGAUGGGAAGGAUACAGUUCCGUCGAAGCUGCUCAGCAAUACUUCAAUCAACGAAACGUCUAUCAAACGUGAAGUUAUAGAACCAGAUGCUGCUCCCGAUGAGCGAAGUAUAGUGCAGCGAAUAUUGGACGAUUUUCGGCUCGAAGAUAGCGAAACGUGCUCCAUGGAGGUAGACCUAUCCCUCAUCCAAUCCGAAAGCCUGCGGCGAAGGUUAAUACAGCUGCGAGAUUUAAUCACCAGCCCGCCGAAACCCGUCAAGCGCGAACCGACCUGCCGCCAGUAUGGCCGAGCCAGAGAGAAAAGAGAGAAACUGUUAGCUCGUCGGUUAAGCUACGACACGGAAGAUUCAUCAAUGGCAGGGCAACCGUCAAGCGAUGAUGAGUCGGAAACGAGCACGAUCCGUAAUUCUAACCAUCACAGCGAUACUGAAACAUCAAUGGACGGAAUGGCACUGAACGAAAGUGUGCUAAUACAGGCAAAUCUUACACAACUUUCCGCUUUCUUUUCACAAGCCAUAACUACUAGGCAAGAAGAUGGCGAGUGUAGGGAAGAGAAAGCUCGAAAUGAAACCAAAUCCACUUCGCUCGACGGUGAACCAGCGUUUCACGGGUUUUCUUCACCGAUCUCCCUUGCCUCCGAUAGAUCGUCUUCUCCCAAGACGGUUGCGAUAAACUUUGCCACGUUGAGUGAGUCAGAUGAGAGCAGUUUUCUAUCGGUGGACGAUAACCAUGCGGAGAGUGUGAGUGAACCAAUUACGAUGGAACAGUUGCUGGACGAUGAUGAGGAUCUGUUCAUGCUGGCGCACCCUGCGGAGGAGAAAGAACCCCAUGCAUCGGAUCAGAAGCGAGUGCAAAAGAUAACUGAAGGGACAAACGCGACUCCCAUAAAAUCCGACGGUAAUAAUAAGGUACAUGGAAGGGUUAAUGCUUCUUUGGUGCCUCACAGUGCUAACUCAUACAGUAACACAACGCGCGAUGCUUCGGUAAAUGAUUCUGAUGAAGUGUUACUAAAAGCUCAAGCAAUGUUCACAGAAGAAGAAGUCAAACAGAAGCUUAAUCACCUUCAAAAUGAUUCUAGCAUAAGGGAAUCGUUGCAGGAAAGUGUUGAAAUGAAGGCCGUUCCAAGCGUAAAUGCAAACAACGCAGGAAAAGCUCUUAGGCGGAGGAUAGAAGAACCUGUAUUUUCCAAUCAACCGUUUAGUGGAGGAUUUAGUACGGCUGGUGGCAGCGCAAUUGCCAUAUCGAAAGAAGCGCUCGAAAGUGCUCAGAAAAUGUUUGCCGAAGAGGAAGCCAAGCUUCAGAAUGAGAUGCACGUAGACGAUUCUAAGGCACCGUUGGGAGCAGCUUUUAGUACAGCUGGUGGUAAAUCGAUCACUGUAUCGAAAGAUACCAUCGAAAAGGCGCGUAAAACGUUCGAAGAGGAUGAAAGAACGAUUGGCAAGGACAUUGUGGACGAUCCAUUAGUCACACGGGAAGGAAACCCCUAUCAACCGACAUUCUUGGGAGGUUUUAGUACAGCCGGUGGCAAUACAAUUGCUGUCUCGAAAGCGGCACUCGCAUUGGCACAAAAAGCGUUUGCCGAAGAAGAAACGAAAAUGGAACAGGAAAACAUCACCACAGCAAAUGAAACUUCAUUUGGUGAUGGUGGUUUUAGUACUGCUAGUGGGAGCAAGAUUGCUGUAUCGAAAAGAGCACUCGAAUCGGCUCGCACCAUGUUUGCGCAAGAGGAGGGGGAAGGCACAGAUCAACCCCAAACAACAGGGGAUGGUGGGUUCAAGCCACCUGCUAUGGGAUUUAGUUUUAGUACAGCGAGUGGCAAUAAAAUUGCCGUGUCGAAAAAAGCCCUUGAAAAGGCACAGCAAACGUUCGAAGAGAUAGAAUCGAUGGUGGACAAUGCUACCGGCGUUGAAGCAGCGGGCUCUUGCCAGGAGGUCAGCGGUAUGUGUAUAGAAAAUGAAACGAAAGAGGUCAGAAGUAGUGACAACAUGCGACCAGUUUCUAAGGGAGCUUUUAGUACAGCGAGUGGUUCCUCAAUAGCUGUCUCGAAAAAGGCUUUAAAAACAGCACAAAAGAUGUUUGAGGAGGAAGAAUUGAGCAGAGACAAAGAGAACCAGCCCGGAAAUAUGACUAAUGACUCCUUCGGUGGUGGAUUUAGUACAGCCGGUGGUGGCAAGAUAUCUGUUUCUAAAGAAGCCCUCGAACGAGCACAAAAAGCAUUUGCCGAGGAGGAAGCUUCCAAAUCGGCACUAGAAAAUACUGGAAACCGAAACUCUCCCGAUUUCGCGGCCAGUUUUAGUACAGCGGCUGGUAGUGCAAUUGCAGUCUCGAAGAAAGCUCUCCAAAUGGCACAGAAAGCGUUCGAUGAGGACGAUCUAGGCCCGGUGGUUGAUAAGGAAAACAUCACAGGAAAUUUGCUCGGUGGCUUUAACACGGCAAGCGGUAGUAAAAUUUCCGUCUCGAAAAAAGCAUUGGAAAAUGCAAAGAAAUUCUUCACCGAAGAAGAAGAGGAGAAGGUCACGGAAUGCACUACAGUAAUAUCGAAAAAUGCUUGUGCUAUCGAUCAUGUUGAGGAAAGCGUAACCUCUUUUCCUACGUUUAGUCGAGCGAGUGGAGCUUCCAUUGCCAUUUCGACCGAUGCGCUUGAGAGGGCUAAAAAGUUAUGGAAUGAAUUCGAUGAAGCUGAAAGCAAAGAACCUCUUCCUGCUGGUUGCAACGAUGCUGCAAUAAGUGACUCGGUGCUUGGAGAAAAUGCACCCAAAUUGGAGGAAACUCGCCACAAGCGCCGCCUAUCGCAUGCGCACGAUGAACCGAUACUGACGCCGAAGAAGAAGCUGCGCUCAAACCAUCUCCAUCCACUUGUCCCCUUCCAAACCAGUACGCCAGCAUCGGCCGUAGGUGAAAGUGUAAGGCCCACCACAAAACAGACGAAAGAACCAACCCCACAAGCACACGAUGUCGAUGCGUUUUUCUCGCAGUUGGAUGAUCACGAGUUUCAGCAACUGUUUUGCGUCCAGCAAAUGGGUAAAAAGCCAAACAAAUUGCUGUCCAAAUUUGACCAAUGUUCCGAUGCGAUACCGGCCAAACCGGCGGCGAAAAUGCAACCUGCCGGAUCGGAUUGGGACGAUAGCUUUUCCGAGAUACUGCCCAAUCUUCCCGCCUCGGACGAGUCGGAUGGGAAGCGGCGGUCGGUGCUGGUAAGCCACCUGCCACCGGAGCAUGUACAGCAGGCACGAAGGGAGGAGCUGGAAAAACAGAUGCAAUACAUUGCAAGCAAACCGGCAGAUGCGUGUCGGCCACGGUUGUUUGAGUUUUGUAGCCGAAAGCAGCAGAAGAAUCGUGUCGCAAUAAGGGAGUAUGUUGGUGGUGCUGUUCCCCGGACGGCGGACGUGUUAACCGCAGCGAUGAAUGUCACGCUGGAGAACGUGUUGGAGUUUCGCUUUAAUGUGGCGGAGUAUUACGGGGAAUCGGUCAGCAUCAGCAAUACUGCGCGUAUACCUCUCGGAACGGAUGGGAAAGCGGGAUGCUUACUGAUGGACGCAAACUCCACCAUAGGCGUGGAAGAGAUGCGGUGUGCCUUUCUUGCAGCCCCGGGCAUUGAUCCGCGGCUCGUACCGCAGGGAUGGGUUGAAAACGCAUGGCGCUGGAUCGUAUGCAAGCUGAGUGCGUAUGAGCGCAAUUUUAGCACCCAUCUGCAGGGUGCCUUAUCGCCGGAAAAUGUCUUCCAACAGCUACAGUACCGGUAUCACGUCGAGAUCGAUUCCGCACGCCGGUCCGCCCUGAGAAAGAUGCUCGAAAAGGACGACAUACCGAACCGCCGGAUGGUGCUGUUCGUGUCAAACAUCGUGCACAACGAUGCAGCAUCCGCCGUCGGAAUGGGGCUGGAACUGUCCGAUGGAUGGUACAGUGUGCGAACCGAGAUCGAUUACCCACUGGCGGCGGCUGUUCGCGCCGGCCGUAUCGUCCCGGGCACGAAGCUAAUGAUACAGGGCGCGGAACUGUGCAACCACAAGGAUGGCUGUUCGCCGUUGGAAGUACCGCUGGACGUGCGGUUAAAAAUUGCCACGAACGCAACGCGCCGUGUCCGGUGGUCGGUACGGUUGGGGUACUAUCACCAUCCCGUACCGUUCCUGAUCGGGUGCAAUACUAUUCACGAUCGCGGCGGACUGAUUGCCCGUGUGCGAGCGCUCAUCGUGCGCGUGUAUCCGUUAAUGUACGUGGAAAAAAGCUCGAGCGAAGGGCAGGGAUCGGUACUGCGCUCGGAGCGGAUGCAGCAACGGCACAGCCGCCGGAACGAUGCAAACCAGCUGGAAAAUCUGCACAAACUGUACAACCGCGUGCAGGAGGAAAUCGAACGGGAGCGGGCGGCCAACAGCGUGAAGCGCAACGUGCGCGUGACGGAGAGCACGACGGCGACCGAGCUGCAGGAGUGUUUGGAAAAUGGGCUCGACGUUUCCUUUCUCGACUUUGAACUGACCCGUUCGCAGCAGCUCGUCAUUGAGCAGUUCCAGCAGCGACAGCAGGAGCAGCUGCAGAGCGAAAUCAACCGACGGGUGAAGGCCCUGCUCGCCAAAAGCACCAUCCGGCCGACCGUUACCGCGCUGCUGAAAGUGCGCCUCAUGGAUCGUGCCCAACCGGUACGCUCGUUUGUCCUCUCGAUCUGGCGCCCGACGGACGAUGUGCGUGGUUUGCUGCAAGAGCAAGCCUACGUGGAGUUUGGGAAUGUUACCGCCAACGGGACGAAGAAUAAUGACGUCCAACUAACAGCACACAAGGCCACCACGUACCGCCGGGUAAAGGAUGAUCUCGUCGUCGAACAGCAGGGCCACUCUAGCAGCCGCGCCGUCACACCGAUCGGGUCAAUCGAUGCGGCUAGCUUCCGUCCACCGUUCGGCGAGUUCGACACGGUCGGGGUGGUGGUGCGCGUCGGCCCGGCCGAAACGAAAAAGUUCCAAUCGAUCUACCUGGCCGACACGGCCAUGAACCUGCUGUGCAUCAACUUCUGGCACGGGCUGGGCGAGUACGCGUACGACGACGUGGUGCAGGAGCGGCGGCUACUGUGCGUGUCCAAUCUGCAGUGGCGCACGUUCAGCCGGCAGCCGGCAGUCGGCGUACCGCAGUCGUUCGCGACCGAGUACACCACGUUCACGGAGCAGCACGCCCGCCACGGCCAUCUGCGGGCGGAAUGGGACCGCUGCCAGCUGCAGCUGGACGCGAUCGAUCGCGAUCGAUUCUUCGAGCAGUGUGCGGAGCGGCUCGGCGAGCUGGUGGCAGUGGCAGGGAGCAGCACCCCGAACGUGGGCACACCGUACGGGCAGCGGUCGGUUAGCCGGUUGCCGCAGACUUCCACCCCGGUUGGGGUGGGCAGCCACAGUGCGGCGAAGCGGAAAAUCGAAACACUCGCAUCGAUCUAUCCGGCCAGCCCGCCGAAACUGUCGCCGAUUGUGAUUGGGCGCAAUGCGACUCUUCGGCGGGGGUUUAAAACGCCGGCACGGAUGGAGGAGCGCGAGAACCACCCGGGUGUGAGUUGAGGAGGCGGUUAAAGCGAAGUUGUUAAAGCUGUCGUCCUGCUGGUGUAGCCGUGUCGUAACGGGGGCCUUUCUGACUUAACUUCUGAAUACAGUCCAGCUUGACGAUGCGUUUGUUGCGAAGUUGUCAACGUUUACACAAAAAAGUAUCUCGUGUUAGUACUCAUCAAACGUUCCGAAAUUCAAUUCAAAGCCAAAGCCAACCGAGCUUCGUGGGUACAUGCUUCAGCUAGGGCUGCUUUUAUUUGCGCCAACAGCAUUGCCAUUUGAUGUAGCAUGCCUUGGUUUUGUUUGACUUUACAGCACGCAAACGCCCGCCCAAUCGCCUUGGCACAGCCUUCCGCAGGCAGAAGCCCGACCAAAAACGGGUAAAAGUUCGUACACCAAACCACACCACACAUUCACACACAGCACCGACUUCUCUAAACUUCCCGCGACAGAACCGCUGGGGCCAGCCUGCGCUCGUACGAUGCUCUUUUAAUGUCUAUCUAUUUGUACUGUUGGAAAGUUUUUCUUUUUCCCAUGCGGUUGGACGGGGAAGUAGGGACAGUGCAGGGAAAAGAAAUCGAAGACAAAUACUAAACACGGGGACACCGAAAACCCUUGGGCUUCGGUGGUCGAUACAUGGCUCGUUGGCUAGGUUUGCGAUGCUGUGUUUGUGUGUGUAUGUGUGGUGAUCAAAUAUUGGGUCAUGGUAGAUGGGACAGUUGCUCAAUCGGCCACAUUGGCUGGCCGGUGGCUGGCCCAUUCCGCCCAUUCCGCUCGAUGUCUGUUGUCCGGGUUUCGUAAUCGAUCGACCAAUCGGACCAAAGUUGAGGUUCGUUGGUUUUGUAACGGGGCGAUGCGGUUGUGGCUGCAGCAAUCAAUCAAUGGCCAGUUGGCGUCAGUACGAACCGCUUACCCCUGGCCCCCGUCUGUGGCAAGCAGCUCAACGUAAUAUUUGAACUGACCCCCGGGUGGGGAGAGUUUUAGAGUAGGAACAUAUUCGACUUCCCCACCGUACACUGCUUUGGCGAUGGGGUUGUGGUGCUAAGAAGGAUUUCACGAACAAAAA
Anopheles coluzzii is the source of this 7220-nucleotide messenger RNA. Its product is annotated as breast cancer type 2 susceptibility protein homolog. Lineage: Eukaryota; Metazoa; Arthropoda; Insecta; Diptera; Culicidae. Gene Ontology annotation, biological process: regulation of DNA-templated transcription; double-strand break repair via homologous recombination. The coding region runs from base 50 to 6169 and encodes 2039 amino acids. The record is from RefSeq and is a predicted model, not a curated record. The transcript is spliced from 4 exons. Gene Ontology annotation, cellular component: nucleus.